Aspergillus tubingensis is the source of this 1227-nucleotide messenger RNA. RefSeq lists its product as uncharacterized. Lineage: Eukaryota; Fungi; Ascomycota; Eurotiomycetes; Eurotiales; Aspergillaceae. Bases 1 to 1227 code for a protein of 408 amino acids. The transcript has a single exon. The record is from RefSeq and is a predicted model, not a curated record.
AUGGAUUAUAGGUCCGGCAGGCUGCUCGCCCACACGGACGCUUUUCCAUCGUCCUCGUCCGCUUUGCCACGCCGGAGAUGGUCGCAGCUGAACCCUCUGCAUGCCUCGCCGGUGGUCGAGACUGUCCGUCCUCUGCAACAAACUGCUCCCUAUCGCUAUGAACCCGCGCUAGAUGAGUCCUCUCGAGCGCAUCGUACCACUACGCUACGUCAGCUGAAUGGGAACCCCGGGACCUCAUCCUGGAGAAACCAUAAUCGGUCAGCUACUUCGCGACCCUCAACGUCGGCAUCGCAGCCUGUGCUGGUUAGGGCAUAUUCGGGCGGCCCUCAUGACACCUCCAGCACUUCGACCACGAUGCCUUCGCGGCGCUCAUUUCCAUUCAUCGGUGGCUCAAGAAGCCAGCGACGCGGGCCUGCUCUCCCAUCAGAGGACGACUUUAGCAUAGACGGCAUACUGCGAGCUAUCGAGCCGAAUAUUCGCCAGACGUUAGACUCGAUCGGAGAGAUCUGCGGGCGCAGCAGACUCAGUCUGGCGAACGAGUAUGGAAGUCAUAUUGCUCCGCUAGGCGAGAUUCGGGCUCCCCCGGGUGGUCUGGUAACAGUCGAAGAAGCCAGCUCCGAUCAUGAAAGACAAAGCGACAACGUGGUCAUCUACGACGAUGAGAAUAGUGUCGCCGAUGGACGUGAUCAUUCGUCCUUAUCGCAGUAUCGACACUGGGACGGCAGACGACCAUCUACGGGGUUUCCUUUCAGAACUCCGUUCUCUGGGGCCGGCUCGUCCAGCCAGGCCCCGCCCAGUACCCCAAGAUCUCCCCUGGCAUUGCAUGCGCCGGCCGAAGAGCCCGCGCUGGGAGCACUUCCCACGAGGCAAUUUGCCUCCAAGCCCAAUUCAGGCGGCCGUACACUGUUAGGCACGCAGACACAGUCGGGCUCGAAUAUUCUUACUCCGGCUCUUGUAUCCGAGGUCUUGCUUGAUGCCCAGGCUGAGGCCAACGCAACCUCUUCCUCGGAGAUCCCGCGAGGCCAGGAGCUUCUCGGUCCUAGCGCUAUGGAUUCCAGCGCUGGAUAUAGGGGUUGGAUUCCGCCGUCCCUGGUAGCCGAUGUGCAGGCGCUUCUAAGCUGGCUACAGUAUGGUGCCGUAGCUGCUGGUUCCGAGGCAAGACAGGCAACGGCUGAGAUGCGACUACGAGCGAUGUUGGAACGAGAUCAAACUAUUUCAAAUGCGUGA